Metarhizium brunneum ARSEF 3297 is the source of this 1602-nucleotide messenger RNA. The record is from RefSeq and is a predicted model, not a curated record. Lineage: Eukaryota; Fungi; Ascomycota; Sordariomycetes; Hypocreales; Clavicipitaceae.
AUGGCGGCGCGCAAGAACAGUCAACGGCCACCCUGCCGCCAUUCCCCAACGAGCAGCUCAGAUAUCGAUGCCGAAGAGCGCCAGGUAGGCAGUACUUCAACUUACGGCUCUGGGAAAUCUUCUCAGCCUGCGCCAUCCGAUUGUAUUCCAUCAGUUGCUCGGGAGCUUUUGCGAGCCGGUCAAGUCGAAGAAAACGGCAUCCGCCCUUUGGUGGUGGGGGAACGAACACAGAAGCGCUUCUGGAGCAUAUUUACCAUUUGGUUCUCCAUCAACUCCAACAUUCUCGGUAUAACAGUCGGCAUGCUCGGCCCUCUCGUGCACAACCUGAGCUUACGUGAUUCCGCCCUUGUGAUCGUCUGCUUCAAUCUGCUUGCAGCCAUCGCAGCAGGGUAUCUUGCCACAUUUGGUCCAAAGACGGGCAUGAGGCAAAUGAUUCAUGCUCGCUAUAGCUUUGGCAUCCAACGUGUUUUCAUCAAGCGGCGAGCUGAUUCAUGCGUUGUCCGAAGCCGUUAUUUCGUUUCCAUUCCAGUUCUGUUGAAUCUGGCCACGAUGACGGGAUUCAAUGCCAUCAUUUGCGUCGUUGGCGGGCAGUGUCUCUCAGCAAUAUCGUCGGGAACCAUAACGCCGAAUGUAGGCAUUGUUGUAAUUUCCGUAUUGUCCUUGAUUGUCUCCUUUGCCGGAUUCAAGGUGUUGCACAUUUUUGAAACAUUUGCUUUCAUCCCUGCUCUCAUCAGUAUCAUGAUAGCUGCUGGGGUUGGCGGGAGCAGACUCAAACAACAGCAAGAGCCCGCAGCACCAACAACGGCCGCUGACAUCUUGAGCUUUGGUAUGAUCAUUGCCGGGUAUCAAAUCCCCUGGGCUGCGAUUUCCAGCGAUUUGACAACGUAUUUCGACCCCAAGGUCCCGUCGUGGCGAGUGUUUCACUAUACAUAUUGGGGGCUGGCCAUUCCCACUGUAUUGCUCAUGUCUCUCGGUGCGGCUAUUGCAGGUGCGCUACCUAGCAAUCCCACCUGGGAAGAAGGCAACGAGGCAUACGGCGUGGGCGGCGUUCUGGCGGCCAUGGUGAGUAGCGCAGGCGGAUUCGGGAAAUUCGUAGUGGUGCUGCAGGCACUCUCUCUUCUCGGCAAUACUUGCGGCACCUUCUAUGCCAUCACACUGAACUUUCAGGCCCUCGCGCCCAUUCUCUUCAAGGUUCCCAGGUACGUGUUUGCGGUAGUCAUUACGGCAAUCAUCAUUCCGGUGGCAAUAUACGCAUAUCGCGACUUUUAUGCUGGCCUCAACAACUUCAUGUCGAUGAUUUCGUAUUGGUCGGCGGCCUUUGUGGGCAUUGUCAUGACGGAUCAUGUGGUCAUUCGGCGCUGCCGCUUUGAUUCGUACGACCAGGCCAUAUGGACCAAAGGAAGCAAGCUGCCGUUGGGCGUGGCAGCCAUUUCCAGCGGCGUGCUUGCGUUGGGCUUGGUGGUUCCCUGUAUUAGCGAGGAGUGGUAUGUUGGCCCCAUUGCGGAAAAGGCUGGUGAUAUUGGUUUUGAGGUGGCAUUCUCAUUGAGUGCGAUGUUGUAUGUGCCGCUUCGGAUUCUAGAGAAGCGUUUUACGGGCCGAUGA